AUGAGUUACGAAUGGUUGGAUGCCCUCCAAUGGAGCGGAAACAGAAGUCUGGAAAGUGGAAGAGAAGAAGAAGGAGAAGAAGAAAAAAGAACAAAUUGCUAUGAACUCAUAAAUGACAAAAUUUUCGUAUACAGAUGUAACACAUGUCUGUUGGUAUUCACCUGUGUGCAUUCCUUUUCGAAUCAUGUGUUGAAUGAGAACCACCAAAUAAAGCAACUGAACUCUCUGAAGAAGGGUAAGUAUUUUAAUUGCCUCAGGUGUAAGUACGUUUGUUUAAGCAUCGCCAAAAUUAUAAAUCAUAUAGAAUUGUACAAUCACUGUCAUAACAUUCUGAGGAAAAUAAAAAGGAACAUGAUUUACAAUGGAAUUGCUUCUUGUUCAUGCAAAGUCAAAUGUUAUACGUUUUACUCGCAAAAUAAACAUUGUCUCACUACUGGGGAUCCUAUUCUGGCCGAAUAUGAAGGUGUCCCGAACUUUCAACCGAUUGAUGAGGGUGCCAUGUGUUCCUAUGAUCAGAGUGAUUCUCACGAGGAUGGAGAUAUGGAGUUCUUUCCAAAGAGGGCAGAAAUACCUCCUAAAAAGAAUAAUUUACUUUUGAUGACACCCCCUAACGUUCCCAUUCCACAUUCUUCUUCUGCCGAUGUCUGUGGGGAUUCCCCCGGGGAUAAAUCCCUCAGGAGGAAAACUCUAGGCUUCAUUCUCAACACCACGGGUCAGACAACCUCUAACGCAACAGAUGCGAGGCACCCCUCCCCUGCACACAUGAACAUCGCCCCCAUGCCCUGCAACCAAGUCGGAGAACAAACGGAGCUGAGUCCAAUUUGCACGGACAUAAACAAAAUAAAUGACUUCAAUGCAGUUCUGUUAAAUCUGGAGAAACAAGAAAAGGAGAAAAAACGGGGCGUGAAAAAUGAAGAAAACAGCUACACCACAGAUGCCACAAGAAACUUACUCCUUCACAUUUAUGAAAAUAAUUAUCAUUUAAACAGAAUAAACAAGAAUAAUUCUUUCCACCAUGAUACCAAUCACAAUGAAAAAAAAUGUGAUAUUCUGGAGGAAACUCAAGGCCAGUUUUUCUCCUCCCCUUCUGCCUCAAAUAAUGGUAACAAUUUUUCUGCUAAAAAUUAUGACCCUUUAAGAAGUUACCGCUACAACGACUACGAACAAGGCGCUUUCAAUUUGUUCAGCGAGGAACAGAAUAUCAGGGUAGGAACACGCGGAGGGUAUAUCCCUUAUUUAACACCCCAAUGGGGACAUCCUCAAAAUGGGUCUAACAUUCCAGACAGGAAAGAUAAAAUCGAGACGACUACAUCCCACAGCGCUUUCCACGAGUCGACCCCUUCCUAUAUCACCGGGGGUAAAAAUACAAGGAACAAAUCUACACAAAAUAGGCCACCAAAUUAUAACCCUAUUUUUGAGGAUCAUCACAACUUGGACCAAUAUCUCAGUUCAGAACAUGGGAAUAAAAUUGAUCUAAAUAUGGAAGGCGAAAUGGAAGAAAUAAAAAGUUCUUUUUUGCACUCCAUUCAGAACAGUGCAAAGAAGCUAGCUGAGUUGGAUACACUGCAUAUGUAUGAGAAGACAGAAGAUGCAUCCUUUUUUUGCAGUGAUCCCUCUAGUGCGUAUAGAAACAUCAAAGAAAUACACACAAAUGUUGUCGAUCAGAUGGACACUCAUCCGAAUGAUACAACUAGCGGAAUGAAUUAUGUGGAUGAAGAACAAAUGGAAGAUUCCAUCAAGGGAGAGAAGAUCUCCCCUUCAGAAGAAGAUUUUAAAAAAUACUUCUGCAAAAAUUUCCUUUCUCAUAUAUUUGAUUAUCAGCCGAGAAGCAUGAUUUCCCCAAUGGACGGGGCUCACAGUACUGAUUCUGGGGAACCUUCCAAUGGAGAAACGGCUAACGUGAUGGAAGAUACAUACUGGGAUGCGCGUCAUGACAUGAACCUGGUGAAUGACAACAGAACGCAUAAUGUUGCUAGGCGGAAGACACCAAAUAGAGAACCCUUCACUGAAAUGGCGUAUCCUCACAGGGAGGAAGCAACAGAUGCACCUCUGUAUCUUACUCAAAGGAUUGAUGAUAGUAGCUCGUUUUUGUCUCCUAAAUAUUGGCAACCUAACAUGGAUGAAAUGGAGAGGAUACAUUACGGGCACAUGGAUGGGGAGAGUAGCAGGGAGGUUAACAGGGCGAAAGUAGGAACAACCAAUCAGCUGAGUUACAUGAAGUACAUAGUCGGGGGGGGUGAACCAGGUAAAGAUUUCCGCACUACAAAUCCUUUUCCCUUAGUAGAUAGUUCAUUAACAUAUGUGAAUAAGAAAAGCAAUGAAAAUUUCACCGAAGAAAGAGAAAAAAAAAAACAACUGGAUUUACUAACCUUGUAUUGUCUGCAGGAAGGGGGAUUCCCUUAUACGUAUAGUGAUGUCAAAAAUGAAGACAACAAUGGAUACGUGCAAAACAAGGAUGAUAAACAAAUUUCCUCCCAAUUGAAUAAAAACUCCCACCAUUUUAAUCUGCCAUAUGAAGACUCCAUUCUCUAUGGCAAAUGUUUCAACGGAUGGGAAGCAGAAGAAGAAAAUGACAAAGAAGAAAACCGCCUCCAUAGGAAUGACGGGGCUCCCAGUUUUAUUGCGGCUGCGAUGGGUGCAUACAGAGGACUGGGAAAUACAAACACGCAAAAAGAUGCACCACAGCAGAUAGUAGUAACAAAGGGGAUGAAUCAAUGGAAUGCCAGUGCGAACCAGUUAACCACCUAUCCCUCCAACGGAGAAAAUAUAAACAUAAGACACUUAAGCCUACCAAGCAGAGACAAGACAGAGAGCAACCCAACUAACAAUACAUCUUCGCGCACACAGGAGCAGAUUCUUAAGAACAUUUUUGAAGAUUCCUCUGAUGAUAAACAGAACAUCAGAACGCCCAGUGAGACUGCCGCUUUAAAUAAGAAAAGACAAUCGUUUAUCGACGAAGUUAGUGAAAUUAAGAAAUUGAUUGAAGAGGAAAACAAAAAUAAUAAUCAGCCAAAUUUGACACACAUGAAUCUUACGCAUGGACAGAGAAUGGAACCUGCUAUUCCUUUUCAUGGAGAGAGGAGCAAUUUCUCUAAAAUAGGGGACACGAAGAAGCAGAAUUUUUACCUUGGUAAUCGAAAUAAGGAUGAUAGAGGUGCUUACCCGAAUUUCAAAUCCAUUCGGACUAAUGACUCCCGGGGGGAAGGCACCCAUUGGGGGAUCCCCCCUGAGAGGGUAAACUUCGGGAGCGGCCACUUCCACAAUGGCUACUUCCAGAGCAGUCGCAUAGACAAGGACUUGCAGAACCACCGAGACAACCCCUUAGAUAGCCGCCGGGAUCACUUCAGUCGCGGUCACCAGCAGAGGAAGAAAUCAACGGACGACGAAAAAGACCAUCGUUUUACCUCGAAUCUGUCCAAAUGGCAAAGCAGAAGAUGA
Plasmodium knowlesi strain H is the source of this 3438-nucleotide messenger RNA. Its product is annotated as conserved Plasmodium protein, unknown function. The transcript has a single exon. The record is from RefSeq and is a predicted model, not a curated record. NCBI's taxonomy places the organism in Eukaryota, Apicomplexa, Aconoidasida, Haemosporida, Plasmodiidae. The coding region runs from base 1 to 3438 and encodes 1145 amino acids.